AUGCACACCUUCCACCUCGUCUCUCUCCUCCUGGCAUCCGCCUCCCUUGCUGUCUCCAGCAUCGUCCCCUACAAGCAGUGCGGCACCUGCAAUCCUCUAUCCGGCGAGAACCACUGCGACCCCAGCACAUCCUGCAUCAGCACCGGCACCCAAUUCCACUGCGCCUGUCGAGCAGGCUACAAGGCCAGCAAGCACGAUUUCGACGCCAACAAGCAGUUCCGGCUGGAAAUCCCCAACUACGAAUUCUUGGUCUUCACACCCGAGCACACCAAGUGCGACGUUCCUUGCAAGAACUCGUACGGUGCUGGUCCGGAUCUUUGCGCGGAGGUCCCCAUCCACAAGGAGUGUGCUGUUUAA
This is a messenger RNA of Aspergillus wentii DTO 134E9, 357 nucleotides long. Its product is annotated as putative adhesin. The coding region runs from base 1 to 357 and encodes 118 amino acids. The transcript has a single exon. Lineage: Eukaryota; Fungi; Ascomycota; Eurotiomycetes; Eurotiales; Aspergillaceae. The record is from RefSeq and is a predicted model, not a curated record.